CUACACUACCCAGCGUGCGUGGGAGCACUUCCGGUGAGUUUGCGUAACAGUAGCAGGGACGAAACUGACUUUACUUGCAAGGCGGUUUCCUGCCACAACCUCUGAUGCUGCCCAGUGUCCUCCGCUGUGCUCGGCCCAUCUCCACCAGUCUUGCCUUAAGCCGGCCUCUGGCCCACUUCAGACCACACAUGGACCCAGACCCGAGCCGGCCCGUUGAGAGGGCUAUAAGAACCAAACUGACCGACAUGCUCAAGCCGGACCACUUAGAGGUCCACAAUGAAAGCCACAUGCAUGCAGUCCCCCCUGGCUCUGAAUCCCAUUUCCGUGUCCUGGUUGUCAGCUCGCAGUUUGAGGGUCUGCCGCUGAUAAAGCGCCACCGUCUGGUUAAUGAGGCUUUGAAGGAGGAGUUGAGUAGCUGCGUUCAUGCACUGGCUAUCCAGGCAAAGACUCCUGAGCAGUGGGGGAGCAACCCCACCCUGGCAAAGAGUCCGCCCUGCAUGGGGGGCUCGAAGGGAGAUCACACAGUGGAGGAGAAACUGAAGGCCGGGAGAGAGUAAAGCGUUGGACUGUGAAGCGGUGGUACUCUUGCUGUUGGACUGAACUAUGAAGAAUGCAGCUGAAAGUUGCAUCGCUGUGAUGGAGCUUUUUUUUCAAUUUUUAUUUAUGCAUUCUUAGUUUAAUGGCAGGAUUCAGUACAAAAGUGAUUUCUAUGGUUAUUCUGUCAUAGUAAAACAUGAAUUGUAAACAUUAAAUCAGUUAUCUGUUUUCACUAUACAUUUAAGCAAUCAACCAAAUCCUACAGGUGGUAGUAGGCAGGCAUUUUGCACUGCUGCCACAUACUGUUCAGUGAAUACCAUACAGAGGAAACACUAUAAUUCCUUUGGCUAAAGUGAGGAUUUUCCACAUCAGUGCUCCUGCUCAUAGCUCGCGCUCUCAGUGAUUUCAGAUUGGUGGAGUAAUAGUAAUUUUAUUGUGAGAAGAGCUCUUUUUGCCCAGACAAUAAUGGUAUUUACUAAGGCCUAGAUCAAGAAUGGAUGUCAUGGCUGCGUUUGUGCAAGUGAAUGAAAAUAAACAGUAUUCUUCAAAAAAUGUAAA
Morone saxatilis (striped sea-bass) is the source of this 1095-nucleotide messenger RNA. RefSeq names its product bolA family member 1 (gene bola1). The record is from RefSeq and is a predicted model, not a curated record. Gene Ontology annotation, cellular component: mitochondrion. The transcript has 2 exons. Lineage: Eukaryota; Metazoa; Chordata; Actinopteri; Moronidae. Bases 105 to 557 code for a protein of 150 amino acids.